GGCUGGAAGCCCGAGAGUGCCACCAAAGCCAUUUCCAGAGCCCACUCAGGCCAUAGAGGCUUUCAGGAUUUAACAACCAUGGAGAGCGUGCGCUGGUUGUUGCUUUUGCUGCUGCCGCUGCUGGAUAUCUCUGCAGCCACUCCGGAUCCCUGCGAGUUGGACGAGGACGACAUCCACUGUGCCUGCAACUUUUCGGAACCGCAACCCGACUGGUCCAGCGCCUUCCUGUGUGUAAGUGCGGUUGAUGUGGAGAUCCGUGGCGGCGGCCGCAGCCUGGAACAAUUUCUAGAGCGUGUCGACAUCGACGCAGACCCACGGCAGUACAUGGACAUAGUCAAGGCUCUACGUUUGCGGAGGCUCACGAUUGGAGCUGCACGGGUUCCUGCUCUACUGCUAUUCGGCGCCCUGCGUGUGCUAGGGUAUUCCCGCCUCAAGGAACUAACUCUAGAGGAUUUAGAAGUAACAGGCACCAUGCCGCAGCCUGUAGGAAUCCAAGGGCCAGGGCUUUCCGUCUUGCGCCUUCGCAAUGUGUCCUGGACUACAGGAGGUGCCUGGCUCCCGGAACUGCAGCACUGGCUCAAGCCGGGUCUCAAGGUACUGAAUAUUGCCCAAACACACCCGCUUGAUUUUUCCUGCGACAAAGUCCUCACUUUCUCGGCCCUCACCACCCUAGACCUGUCUAACAAUCCUGGACUGGGAAAACGCGGACUGAUGGCGACCCUCUGUCCCCACAAGUUCCCGGUCCUCCGGGAUCUAGCGCUACGCAACGCUGGAAUACAGACGCCCAAUGAGGUGUGCUCUGCUCUGGCUACAGCUGGUGUGCAGCCCCACCGCCUAGACCUCAGCCACAACUCGUUGCUCGCUACUGCAAAACCCGAGGAUCCUGGGUGUGUCUGGCCUAGCGCGCUAAACUCCCUGGAUCUGUCAUUUGCUGGGUUGGAGCAAGUGCCUAAGGGACUGCCGGCAGAGCUCGAGGUACUCAAUCUCAGCUGCAAUAGGCUAAAUAGGAAGCCACUGUCAGACGAGUUGCCCAAGGUGGGUAACUUAACACUGGACGGAAAUCCCUUCCUGAUUCCGGGAACCUCCAAUCCCAGUAGCAUUGUCCCCUCUGGAGUAGUCCCAGCCUGUGUGCAUUCACCCUUGGCGGUGGGGAUGUCAGGAACGCUGGCUCUGCUCCAAGGGGCCAGGGGCUUUGCCUAAGGCCCAGAGGAAAAGAAUCCAUAGACAUAGAUUGCCCUGGCUUGGGGGAGUACCAUCAGGACAAUCAGCACUUCUGCCUCAGAACCAACCCUCUGCCUCACCUUUAUUAAAUCUUAAAGGAUGGACUGAUGUAAUUCAACAGACCUUUACUGGGUGUCUGCUAUGUUCUGGGCUCAGGGGUGAAUGUGGAAUCCAUCAUACUAUAACUUUCUUCAUCCCUACUCCCUAGAAACCUUGCCUACCCUUCCAAGAACUGCAGGGACAGAAAGAACAGCAAAACAUUGCCUAGCUCGGGGAGAAAUAAUGAAUGCUUGUAUAGUCAGGACUUUCUGAGCAGAUUACUGGAACUUGGGUUAAUGGAUGUUUAAUGGUAAACAUAUCAUGGAAGAUACAAAAUGUUUUCUUUCCCACACACUGUCCAAAAAUCAAAGGUAAUAAAACCCAGAGUCAGCUGGGCGGGAUAGAACAUGCCUAUAAUCUCAGCAACUCAGGAGGCUGAGGCAGUAGGAUCACAAGUUCAAAGC
Molecule: messenger RNA, 1724 nt
Organism: Urocitellus parryii (Arctic ground squirrel)
Lineage: Eukaryota; Metazoa; Chordata; Mammalia; Rodentia; Sciuridae
Gene: Cd14
Product: CD14 molecule
Biological process (GO): cellular response to lipopolysaccharide; toll-like receptor 4 signaling pathway; positive regulation of cytokine production
Cellular component (GO): membrane raft; external side of plasma membrane; lipopolysaccharide receptor complex
Molecular function (GO): protein binding; lipopolysaccharide binding
Source: RefSeq, a predicted model, not a curated record